Messenger RNA from Sander lucioperca (pikeperch), 8535 nucleotides. RefSeq names its product piezo-type mechanosensitive ion channel component 2-like. Gene Ontology annotation, molecular function: mechanosensitive monoatomic ion channel activity; monoatomic cation channel activity. Gene Ontology annotation, biological process: regulation of membrane potential; cellular response to mechanical stimulus; detection of mechanical stimulus. Bases 128 to 8407 code for a protein of 2759 amino acids. Lineage: Eukaryota; Metazoa; Chordata; Actinopteri; Perciformes; Percidae. Gene Ontology annotation, cellular component: plasma membrane. The record is from RefSeq and is a predicted model, not a curated record. The transcript has 56 exons.
CAGAACCAGAACCACGACCAGGACCAGGACCAGGACCAGGACCAGAACCAGAACCAGAACCAGACCUGGAUGUGGAUCUGUAGACUGGAUUAAAGCAGCCAAUCAGAGAGGAUUAUCUGGGUUCAGGAUGCCCUCAGAUCUGACUGCAGGACUUGUCUUCAGGGUUCUGCUGCCCCUCACUCUGACUGCAGCGUGUGUUUUGCGGUUUAAUGGAUUCUCUCUGGUCUACGUGGUCCUGCUGCUGCUGCUGCCUCUGCUGCCAGACCCUUCAUCCUCCUCUUCAUCAUCAGGUAACGUAUGUCGCUGUGUGAUGGUCGUCUGCGUCUCCAGUUUCCUCUUCCUGUUGCUGCAGUCCUUCUUCCAGAUGACCAUCGCCACCCUGCAGCCAGAGUCCAACUGUACGUCGUGGCAGACAGCUCUAGGUCAGCUGGGCCUGGUGAGUCUGACAGGAAGUGAUGCCGGCUCAGCAGUGAGACAGAUCUUUCCAGAUGUUGGCGUGCUCGUCAUCAGUGUGCUGACCUGGAGGCUGAUCGUAAGACUGAACGCCGACACACACACGCAGCCUCAGCAGCAGCAGCAGGACCGGGAGGAGGAUCGGAUGUCUGAGGAGGACUCUGUCCUCGGAGACGAGGAGGAGGAAGAGGAAGAAGUCACCAGAAACAAGUUACUGGUUGAACUGGUGUUACUGGUCGGUAAAACCAGACAGAUGGUGGAAACAAUGACGACGACUGGAGGGAAAGUCGUGCUGACAGUUCUGCUGGGACUGACAGGCAUCAUGUUCCCCUCCCUCUCCUCCCUCCCCUACCUGCUCUGUUUUCAGGUGUUGUGUACGUGGUGGGCAUGGUCCGGCCAGGUCCCGCCCAUCCUCUUUAGGUGUGUGUCCGUGAUAUCACUGCCCUACUCCGCCUCCCACUUCCUGCUCCUCUACAGCUACCAGCUGCCCUCGCUGCAGGAGGCGUGGCCUCCAAACCGCACCUCCGCCAGAGUUUUUGGGAUGGUCCCGGCCGGCUCGGUGGACUGCUCGGCCCCCUGGAGGCUGCAGGUGAACUCUGAGCUCAGCUGGUUUCACUUCUGCAGUCCUCUGAUGCUGCUGCUGCUCUACAACACCGUGGCCAGUCUGUGGAGGAACCAGCUGAUCGGCGUUGAUGGGGGGCGGGGUACAGAUAGGACAGAGUCAGCGAUCAGCAGGAGCUGUGACAUCACUGCCACCAGCAACCUGAGUGAUGAUGUCAGCGGUGACAUCACAGCGGAGAGACGGAGAGAGCUUUGGAGGAGAGCUCACGAUCGUCCCGAGAGCAGAGACACGCUGGCGUCCUCCACCAAUCACAGUCCCUCUGACUCUUUUGCCCCGCCCACCCAGAGCACAGCCCUGGGAUUGGAUGUUUACUCCACUCCUCACUACUCUCUCAGCCAAUCAGACACUUUGGAGACGUGUGAGUUUGAAGGAAAUGAAUGGGAGGAGGAGGAGGAGGAGGAGGAGGAGGAGGAGGAGGAGGAGGAAGGGGUCGGUGCUGCUGCUCUGGCGUUCAGCUUCCUCCUCAAACAGAGCUACAUCUGCGCUCUUAUGGCCAUGAUGGCCUGGCCCAUCACGUAUGUGUCCUGGCUGACAUGCGUCCUGCUGCUGUGGUCGUGCAUCCUCUGGAUGAUGCGAGAGCGUCGCCGCUACACGCUGAUGUCAUCACCCUGGCUGGUCGCCUACGGCAACCUGCUCGUCGUCAUGCAGUAUGUCUACAGCUUCCCCUCCGUCCAGGAAGUUCCUGGACUGUUCCCGAGAAAAGACGAUCCCUGCAGGGAGCUCGCCUCAAAGUUGUUGUGUCUGUUGACCUUCUGGCUGCUGCUGCGUCAGGCGCUAACUGAGAAGAGAGACAGACAGAAAGACCCACAGCUGUCCACCAUCACUGUCCACACAGAGGUGGAGCAGCGUGCUUGUGACGAUCUGCAGGAGAAGAAGAAGGAGGAGGAGGAGGAGGUGUCGUACGAGGAGGUGCUGCGCCUGCAGAGAGGAGGAGGAGGACUUAAGAUGGAGGCUCUUGUUGCAGUGGUUACCAGGAUGUUUGUUAAAUACUGGAUCUAUGUCUGCGGAACGAUGUUCUUCUUUGUUAGUUUUGAAGGAAAGAUCGUUGUCUACAAAGUGAUCUACAUGGUGAUGUUCCUCUGCUGCGUCGCCCUCUACCAGUUGAACUAUGAGCGUUGGCGUGCCAUGCUCAGGGGUUUCUGGGUAGCUGUGGUCGUUUACUCCAUGUUGGUUCUCAUCCUGGUCUACACCUUCCAGUUCCCCUCGUCCCCCGACACCUGGAGCUACUACACUGGACUCAGCACUGACAGGUUGGAGGACAUCGGGUUGGAGAAGUUUUCUGUUCCUGUUCUCUUCACCAGGAUCUUCAUCCCUGCUGCCUUCCUCUUGGUGUGUAUCGUUCACCUGCAUUACUUCCACCAGCCCUUCCUGCAGCUGACUGAUCUGAAGACUGUGGUGGACACACACAACAGCACCAUCACCAGGUUGGUCCACUCUGACGGCAGCCUGUUCGACCUGUCGCUGGGCGGAGCUCCUCCACUCCUCCUGGAGGAGAAGAGAGGACAGACGGAGACAGAGGAGGAGACACAGAAGGAGGAGGAGGAGACACAAAAAGAGGAGGAGAAGGAGGAGGAGACACAGGAGGAGGAGGAGGAGACACAGAAGGAGCAGGAGAAGGAGGAGGUGACACAGGAGGAGGAGGAGAAGGACCCCUGCAUCUUCGAGAGGGAAACCCUGUCUGACCACAUCAGAGGGCUGGUGUCCUGGCGGUUGGUGGUGGACCGUCUCUCAGUUCUGUCCCUGCGUCUCCUCGUCUCUCUGCAGCGCCUCCAGUUCGUCCUCUGGUGGAUCCUGGAACUUCACAUCGUCAAGAUUGUCUCCUCGUACAUCAUCUGGGUCUGUGUGAAGGAGGUGUGUGUGCUGAACCUGCUCUUCGUGCUGUGUGUUGCCGUGGCGAUGCCCUGCAGGGCGUGGCGCCCCCUGCUGUCAGGAGUCUGUACUGUUUGGACCUGUGUGCUGACCGUCUCUAAGAUGUUGUACCAACUCAACGUUGUCCAGCCAAUCAGAUACUCCUCCAACUGCACAAUGCCAGGUAACUCCAGUACGGACCUGUCUCGCUCUGGGCUGUACUCUGGGCCCGUUGACCCCGCCCAGUGGGUGGGGCUUCAGAAGACGGACGGGAAGCUGCUCGACUACCUGCGGUCUAACCUGACGAUGCUAGCGCUGUUAGCCUUCGAGGUAACCGUCUACAGACACCAGGAGCUUUACCGUCUCCGCCGUAACCAAGUCCCGCCCCCAACCAGAACGCUGUUUCAUGACAUCACUAGGCGCCACCUGGACGACGGCGUGCUGAGCUGCAUUAAGUACUUCCUCAACUACUUCUUCUACAAGUUUGGACUGGAGACUUGCUUCCUGUUGGCCGUGAACGUGAUUGGUCAGCGGAUGGAUUUGUUUGCUGUAGGCCACGCCUUCGGCCUCAUUAGCGUCCUAUCACAGCGCGACAGGAAGCACAUUGCCACUGUGUGGCCCAAGUACUGCUACUUCCUGUCGGGGCUGCUGUGUUUCCAGUACCUGCUGUGCAUCGGAUUCCCUCCGGCUGCCUGUAAAGAUUAUCCCUGGAGACCUCCCAACUCCAACAUGGACUCCAACGUGGUGAAGUGGCUCUUCCUCCCUGAUUACCUGACCCCCCCGAACCCCCUCUUCCUCCUCUACGACUUCCUGCUGCUGCUCGGCGCCGCGCUCCAGCGGCAGGUGUUUGAGGAGGAGAGCCAGCCGGAGGUUCAGAUCCUCGCUGGAGACAACUUGGAGCUGGACCAAGACGACGGACACGUCUCUGAUCCAAUCAGACGGCUCCGUGUCAACACAGGCCCCGACUUCAUGCUCUGCAGGUCUUACUUGGACAUGAUGAAGCUGAUAAUCUUCAGCUACAUGUUCUGGUUCGUCCUCACCAUCAUCUUCAUCACCGGGACAACCAGGAUCAGUAUCUUCUGUAUGGGUUACCUGGUGGCAUGUUUCUACUUCCUGUUGGUGGGCGGAGACCUGCUGCUGAAACCAAUCAGAUCCAUCCUGCUGUACUGGGACUGUCUGAUUGGCUACAACGUGUUCGUCAUCACCAUGAAAAACAUUCUGUCGAUCCUGGCGUGUGGUUUCAUUAAGUCCUUGGUGUUGAACCACUGUUGGCUGAUUCAGCUCUUCAGUCUGGCCUGCACCAUCAAAGGAUACACCAAACCGGAGCAGCAAAGCAGUAAACAGUGUGAGUUGCCGAGCGACGAGGCUGGCAUAAUCUGGGACGGCGUCUGUUUCUGCUUCCUGUUGCUGCAGAGGAGAGUCUUCAGGAGUCAGUACUUCCUGUAUGUGGUCCUGGAUCUUCAAAAUACACAAUUACUGGCUUCCAGGGGUGCGGAGCUCUUCGAGGCGUCCACAGUGAAAGCUGUCAGGGCGAGACUGGAGGUGGAGAAGACGUCCAUGGACCUGCUGAAGAGACAGAUGGAGAGAAUUAAAUACAGACAGCAGAAGUUCCGCAGAGGAAAAGAAAAAAUGUUGAGUUUGACCCAAGACAGCUUCCACACUGAUGGUCCGGAAACCAAGAAGGGUCAGCAACGAAAAAAGUGGUGGAGACCCUGGGUAAACCACACCUCCAUGGUGAGGAGUGGUGACUACUACCUGUUUGAGACAGACAGUGAGGAAGAGGAGGAGAAGGAGGAAGAAGAGGAGAAGGAGGAGGAACUACCUGACAAAUCAGCCUUCCAGUUUGUUUAUCAUGCCUGGAUAACAGACUCCAGAACAGCAAUGAGAGCUCGCAGCAACCAGAAGAAACAGUGGAAGAAAAACUCCUCUAAACGAAGGAGUAGGAAGAAGGAGAAGAGAGAAGCAGCGGGAGUUAUAGAAGUGACGGAGGAGACCGAGGAGGAUGAAGAAGAGGAGGAGAAAGAGGAGGGACCAGAAACGGUGUUGCGUCGUUUUUCCAACACGAUGCGGUUCUGUUGGGUUCUGCUGUCGGCUCUGCUGGACUCUCUGACUACCUGGCUCAGCAGUCUGUGUCAGGAACACAUCGACAUCUCCACGGUCCUCCGCAUUGAGCGCUGUAUGCUAACGCAGCAGGCUAAGCAGGGUAAUGUUCCCUCCAGAGAGGCAAUCCACGUUUACUACCAAGAACAGAUGAUGAAAAGCUCCAGAGAGUCAGGCCUGAACUACAGUACCCAUGAGGCCGAGGGGCAGACCUCAGCGGAGAGUGGAAGGGAAGAGGAAGAGGCAUUGGGUUCUGAUACUUGUGAAGAAGACGCAGGAGGUCAAAUAGCAGAUAAGAAACCAGAGGCUGAACCAGGAAGAGAUUAUCCAGAUGAACCAGAACCAGUAUCAGGAGCAGAAGGUCCUGAUACAACAGAACCAGAACCUGUUUCAGUCAAACCAGUUACAGGAGAGGAAACCUCGGGGGCAGUGGAGGCUCCAUCCUCAGAAGUUAAACCACAGACAGCAACAGCAGAAGAUGACCCAGAAGGUGAAUAUUGCCCAGAAUGCCUAGUGACUAAAACCAGCCAAAGAUGGCGACCCAAACUGUCCAGGAUGGAGAGAGUUGAAUGUUCGUCCUCUUCAGAGGAAGAGAGUCGUUUUCACAGUGGUGAAGACUCAAACCAGCAACUUCCUGUUGACACACAGCCGACUCAGACCAGCUCCUCCUCCCCCACCUCCCCGUCCUCCCUUCUCCUCCCCCCUUCCUACAGCCUGGCUCUGGGUCUGGACCUACAGGAGGAGGACCCUGGGGAGGGAUUCAGGAGGCGGCUGCUGGUUCAGACACCGGGGGAGAGGAGUGAGUUCCUUUCCGACUCGGCCUCCACUUCCUGUCUGCUGCAUUCUCGCACUCAGGAGCUGACAGCCAGCGAGCUUCUAAGGAACAGGACUUUCCACAAUGUGGAGCUCGAGGCAUCAGACUGUUUCUAUGCCAACCAACACCAGCUGCUCCAGCUAUGCUACGCCCUCUACAACAUCAUCGCAGCCAGGUCGGAGACGGUGUGUUACCUGGUCAUCGUGUUGAACCACAUGGUGUCUGCCAGCUGUCUAACGUUGGUACUUCCUGUUCUGGUGUUUCUGUGGGCCACGCUGUCCGUCCCUCGACCCAGUAAGACCUUCUGGAUGACGGCCAUCAUCUACACUGAGGUUACCAUCGUCAUCAAGUAUUUCUUCCAGUUUGGUUUCUUUCCAUUCAACCAAAAGCUGGAGGUGGACCGCUCCAAACCGUUCCACCCCCCGAACAUCCUGGGCGUGGAAAAGAAGGAAGGCUACGUCCUGUACGACCUUCUGCAGCUGCUCGCUUUGUUCUACCACCGGGCAAUACUAAAGUGCCACGGACUGUGGGACCAGAAUGUUGCCACGGAGACAGACACUCUCCAUCACCACGACAACCAGGUUGACGCCGCCCACGGUGCUACCUCCAUCGAUGUGGCCGGCUCCGCCAGCACGCUGCGCCGACGCGGCCGGAGGCGGACGCGCUCCAGCUCCACCCAGCUGCGCUCUCCUGCAGGCAGCGUGAGUUCCAGAUCUCAGCCACCCGGCAGGUUUGAUCUGCUGCUAGAGAAACUCAGAGAACUUUCCAUCAGAGCCAAGAAGUACUCUGUUAGCAGGUGCAUGUCUCUUUACCAUCCGGUCCUUCAGUUCUUCAGAGCUCUCGUCCAACCAGAAUACAGCGCCGUCACUGAUGUUUACGUCCUCAUGUUCCUCGCCGACACCGUCGACUUCAUCAUCAUCGUCUUCGGCUUCUGGGCUUUCGGAAAACACUCUGCAGCUGCUGACAUCACUUCCUCCCUCUCAGAAGACCAAGUUCCUGAAGCUUUCUUGGUGAUGGUUCUGAUCCAGUUUGGCACCAUGGUGAUAGACAGGGCUCUGUAUUUGAGGAAGACAGUUUUGGGGAAGUUGGUCUUCCAGGUGAUUUUGGUUUUUGGGAUUCACUUCUGGAUGUUCUUCAUCCUGCCGACGGUCACUGAGAGACGUUUCAAUCAGAACCUGGUGGCUCAGCUCUGGUAUUUUGUGAAGUGCGUGUACUUCGGUCUGUCGGCCUAUCAGAUUCGAUCUGGUUACCCGACUCGAGUUCUGGGAAACUUUCUGACGAAGAGCUACAACUACCUUAACCUCUUCCUGUUUCAGGGUUUCCGUCUGGUUCCCUUCCUGACGGAGCUCAGGGCGGUGAUGGACUGGGUCUGGACGGACACCACUCUGUCUCUGUCCUCCUGGAUCUGUGUGGAGGACAUCUAUGCUCACUGCUUCGUCCUGAAGUGCUGGAGGGAAUCUGAGAAGAGGUACCCUCAGCCUCGCGGCCAGAAGAAGAAGCGUGUUGUGAAGUACGGGAUGGGUGGUCUGAUCGUUCUGCUGCUGAUCUGUAUCGUUUGGUUUCCGCUGCUCUUCAUGUCGCUCAUUAAAUCUGUCGCCGGAGUCGUCAACAAACCGCUCGACGUCUCUCUGACCAUCACACUGGGAGGCUUCCAGCCGAUCUUCACGAUGAGUGCGCAGCAGAAUCAGCUGAAAGAUCUGACGGAGGAAGACUUCACUUUCUUCACCAGCUCCUACAGCUACACUCCUAGUGCCUUGCAGUUCCUGGAGGCCUAUGGUCCGGAAGAUGUGACGGUGGCCGAGCUGCAGGGCAGCAGUAACUCUCUGUGGACAAUCAGUCCUCCCAGCAGGAAGUACCUGAGCCAGGUGCUGGACCUGGACCACUUCCCGCUGACGCUGUCCUGGACGGUUCAGAGGAACUUGAGUCUGGGGACGAAGGCGGAGCUUGCAUCAGGUAAACAUGUGACCUACCUGGACGACCAGACUCGCCUGGAGCUGAUCCAGCUGCUGAACGGAACCAGGACACGUCCUGUGGUCAUACAGGAAGUGUUUCCAUGUUUUAUUCGAGCUCCCAGCGACUCCAACGCUAAACCCAUCGAACAGCUUUACACAGAUGGCCGCUACAAGGACAUCCUGCUGGCCCUGGAGCGGUCGACCAAUCAAAGCCAAGAGAUCCAGGACUGGUGGAUCGUGGACCAACCAGCUGCCAGCCUGGUGCCUGUCGGGGGCGGAGCUUUGUUCACUGAUAGAAGGGAAGCGGGGCUUCAGCUGUUUGUGUUCAGUGAUAAAGUCAGUCCUCCGAGUCUCGGCUUCCUGGCUGGAUACGGCAUCAUGGGUCUGUACGCAUCGGUGGUUCUGGUGAUCGGGAAGUUUGUGCGGGAGUUCUUCAGCGGGAUCAGUCACUCCAUCAUGUUCGAGGAGCUGCCGUGUGUCGACCGCAUCCUCAAACUCUGUACCGACGUCUUCCUGGUGAGAGAGACAGGGGAACUGGAGUUGGAGGAGGAGCUUUACGCCAAACUGAUCUUCCUUUAUCGUUCGCCAGAGACUUUAAUCAAAUGGACGCGACGCUAACCUCGUCGACAGUUACUACGGCCGCAGUGACAUCACAGACUGUGACAUCAUCACUGACUGUGACAUCAUCACUGACUGUCGUUUCUGAACACGUUCUCCAGGAGGAAACGUCAGUGACAAAAACAGGA